CAAGGUAAACUGAAGCAUAGUGCACCGGGUGUUUGACUGACAAAGGGCUACGCGUUUAAAAUCGUGUUUCUUCCACAAAAGUCGCGCACAAUUCAAAGCGAUAUAAUAAUUUGUUGAUAAAAGUGAAGAGCGCAAGAAUCAGUCUAAUGAUCUCUAAUCUCUAUUAAUCGAUCAAUCGUAAAAGCUUAUUUUUUAUUCUUUAUUUAAAAAAUAUUUGGUUUACGCUUUCUGCGAUAUUCGAAGAAAUUACAGAGACCGUGUAUCUUUUUUUUAUUUCGAUGGCCCACAUCUAUAUUAAUCAUUAAGUUUGUGUAUUUACUGGUCAUUUUAUCUGAUCUGUCGAUCAUCGAAGACGCGCAAGAAGAUUAACACGUACUUGGACGUAUUUUGUAAAUCAUAUCUGUCAAAUUAACAAAUUAAUAUUUUCAGUGCGCAUUGUCAUUGACUUUGUGACGAGAAAUUAUAGAACAAUAUAUGUGAUAUCAUGAACAUACCGGUGAAAGCUAAAUUCAGUGAAGUGUUUGUGAUAAAGAACAAUUCGAUAACUACAAAACGAUCCGUUUGUUUGUCGCGAUAAUCAUAAAUGUUCAAGACUUCGAAAAUUAAAAUUAAUUUAAAAGUGUCUUACAGUUGAUCAGAUGUUUUAGAACUCAGUAAAUUUAAUUCGUCCAAAUAAUUAGAAUGAAAUCUUGAACAUUCAUCUUUUAACCUUGUAAAUAAACAUUUUAAAUUGUUUAUCGUAUUGUCUUUUCAAAUUCGAAGUGCUGAAUUGUUACAAGUACGAAAACCAUGAAAUGGAAAAAGGGACCAACAGAGUUUCUAUCAGAAAAAACAUUUUUGGUAAUCAAGGACGAUUUGGAUAUUCUGGAAAAAAAGGGGAAACAACGAGGAAAAUCGAAGACCCCGGACACAGGCACCUGGCCACCGAAAAUGAAGCGUGGUGUAUACAACGAUCUCGAGAGACCGAAAACCGCGAAUCUCGAGAAGCCGAGCGUGCUCGAUCCAGAUUUGGUCGACAAAUUAGACAUGUCCGUAUUGAGCAAGGAAUUGCUCAUCCACUCUAUGACGCAGUUUCGCCUGUCAAAAGCAAUCGGUGGUGGGACGUCGUCGUUCCCAUCGUCGUCAAGGUGCCGGCAAAGCGUCACCAUUGCAGAACAACACCAACAACAGAGUCACGCGCCAAACGGUGCGACGUGGUGCAACGGUCCCCUCUCUGUACGCUACAAACGUCGUAGUUUCGAACAGAUUCUGGAUUCGAGGCUCGGUCACGUUGACGCGUUCGUGGAAUCGCCAAGAAUGCAGAAGCAUGCACGGAUCAUUGGCCAGGAAGCCAAUGCGGCGAAGAAAACUUCGGAUAGCAGAAAGUUAGAUGACAAUAAUAAUAGAAGCAAACCGGCCGGCCACAAGGUCCCUUCUCUGUCCAUGUUGAAGAAGAGAAGUUCGAAACCGACGAUACAGAAUGAAUUAGAGAUGUUCACCGCCUCUUCGACGAAGAGCGCACCGGAACCUUGCAAAAGUUGCGGGAAGCCGGAUCAGCCGGAGCGAUUUCAUAGUCACCCGAAAAGCGGUCAGCACAGGACAAAGGAGAGUCCAGCGAGCACCAAGACAAAGGCCACGGUGCCGAAAACCGUUCAGAAACCUGUGGCCUUGCAUUUCCGCAGCGAUAAGAGCAAGAACAAAAGCGAGGAAACAAUCGCCAUUGAGGCAAAGACCAAGUCGGGAAGUCCUCAAGAACGAUCGAGUCCAUCGAACAGACCGGCGUCGGUACCGCUUAAAAAAGGGCCAAGGACCAUCACUUGUUACAUAUGCGGACGCGAAUUUGGUACGGCCAGUUUUCCCAUUCACGAGCCAAGGUGUAUGCAAAAAUGGGAACGGGAGAACAACGCAUUGCCCGCGAAUCAGAGGCGCCCAACUCCUCAGAAACCCGACGUUGCGAUAAAUCAUUCAGAAUGGAAUACUGCAGCUUGGGAAGAAAGUCAGGCGCAGCUGGUACCCUGUCCAAAAUGUGGUAGGACCUUCUUCCCAAAUCGCUUAGCAGUACAUCAGAAAAGCUGCAAGUCAUCAAAGAAUUCUGAACCAGAGAAAUCAGAAAGUCCUGUUGCGGGAAAAUCUGCUAGCACGUUACGAGUCACCCCACCUAUGGUCACCUGUAAAAUCUGCGGCCGAAAUUUUGGCACGAGAAGCAUCGUGAUACACGAACCUCAGUGUAUCAAACGACAGCAAGCAGAGAAAGAAAAGCAAUCGACUAACUUGCACGAAAAUCUAGUCAGCCCAACAGGGGAUAACAGUGUGAAGAGAACGGUCACAUGCUACAUAUGUGGCAGAGAUUUUGGAACCAGUAGUAUAACUAUCCACGAGCCCCAAUGCCUGAAAAAGUGGCACGUGGAGAAUGACAAAUUGCCACCGGAUCAGAGACGGAAAGAACCAGAGAGACCGGAAGCUGUGUAUACUCGUGAUCCAGAAACGGGAAAUAUGGUAAUUGAUAUAGCUGCAAUGGCUGAGGCCAGCUGGAAAUCGCAUUUAAAUCAGUUAGUUCCGUGCAAACGAUGCGGAAGGACGUUUAAUCCUGAUCGCGUGAGCGUCCAUGAACGGAGCUGCAAAGGAACUCGUUAAAUACUGUUAAGAAUUAGAAGAUCACUAUUUUUAAUUGAAUUAUAGUAUUACGGAUUUUAAAAAAGUUUCAGUACUUGAUAAAAAGAACUACAGAAAUAAGUGAUCAUCUAAUCAUUUAAAACUUCGAGCUUAAAUCGUUAUAAACUUAAAUGCACUUAUUUAUAUGUAUACAUAUAUUUCUAGAUAAUAUUUAAGAAGUUUUUACAUGUAUGUUUCAUAAAAUGUAGAAAAUACUUUCUACCUGCGCUAUCUUUUUAUAUUUAAAAAGGUAUAGCAUAGCACAGUACACACAAUUUUAGAAAAAUCAAUAUGAAAAAAUGAUUAUAGAUACAGUAUUUACACUCUUAAGAAAUUAAGUACUUUUAUCAUAUGUAUAUAAAAUAUGAAUGAAUGUACAUUGCACAGAUUCUAACGUUCCUGAGAAUGAAUAUUUUAUUAUAUAAGAAAACGCACAAUCGUUACUAUUAUCCUAAUAAAUAAGUAAUUAUUAUCUUUUGUACACGGAUACCUAUUAUAUGUGUAACAGCAAUAAUACAACAUUUCAUUUAUAAAAUUAAUGCAGUAUUUUGUAAAAGUAAAUCGUUGCUUAAUGGAAAGUAAGAAAAUUUCUAACGAUAAAUGU
Megachile rotundata (alfalfa leafcutting bee) is the source of this 3235-nucleotide messenger RNA. RefSeq lists its product as uncharacterized. The record is from RefSeq and is a predicted model, not a curated record. Lineage: Eukaryota; Metazoa; Arthropoda; Insecta; Hymenoptera; Megachilidae.